Molecule: messenger RNA, 2589 nt
Organism: Cyphomyrmex costatus
Lineage: Eukaryota; Metazoa; Arthropoda; Insecta; Hymenoptera; Formicidae
Gene: Nop17l
Product: PIH1 domain-containing protein Nop17-like
Exons: 4
Coding region: 4-2580 (858 amino acids)
Biological process (GO): axonemal dynein complex assembly
Cellular component (GO): cytoplasm
Source: RefSeq, a predicted model, not a curated record
AAGAUGGACGUAUACGAGCACCGCAGGAAAGAUUGGGAGGAUCUCAAUGUGUCGCAAGAGGAAUUGAAGAACAUAACUGACUGUCUAAAAAAGGAGGAGUUCCGCAAGUUGUUGAUCGAGUACGCGGAGGACGUGGCCGACCCAGAAAACAGGAAACUGUACGAGAAAGAGAUCACUCAGCUCGAGAAGGAGCGGGGCGUAGACGUGACGUUCGUUAACCCCGAGCCCGGUUACGUCAUUAAGACCAGCGUGAACGGCGACAGGAAGUGCUUUUUGAACAUCAGUAAGAACGACGUUGUCGCGCGUCCCACUAGUCAACCUUCCUACGAACAGGGCCACCGUGGCCUACAGUGGUCUAUUCCGUAUACGCUGAUACCACCUCGCUAUGACCUUGACAAGAAGAAUGUGCGAUGCGUGGUGUAUGACGUGGUCUUCCAUCCAGACACCAUCUACUUGGCAUCCAAGAAUGCGCGGUUUCGCGAGAUUGUCAAUAACACUGCUAUGGAUGGCGUAGAAAAUAAUUUUAAGGUGAAGUUGGACAGGAAAAAUUUGAAAUUUCCUAAGAUUAACUUCAAAGGAAUGGCUCAUCCUACAGUGAUCAGAAAACCUUCAGAAACACCACCUACAAAAUCAUUGGAUAUGGAACCAGAAAUCUAUCAGAAGAUAAUGUCCAGUUACGACGAAAGUUGCGAGAGUCAAUUAAAGCAGACGGAAGAAAAGCCGAAACGUGCCUCGCCAACCACCACUUAUUACAAGGACAAGCAACAGAAGCCUGCAGAUGAAAACUAUGUUACGCCUAAAUUUUCUAUGAAACAUCAGUCCGCUGUCGAAAUGGAAGAUUUUGUUUUAAGCCGAGACGCGAAGAUGUUUGCCGCAAUCCCCAAAAAAUUGGUGAUUACUAUAUAUUUGCCCUUGUUGAAAAGCGGCAAAGACACAACACUUGAUGUAUAUGAACAAUCUCUUACCUUGAAAAGCGAAAAACCUGCAAAAUAUUUACUGGAUCUUCCAUUACCAUAUCCUGUAGACGGAGAGAAUGGAAAAGCUAAAUUUGAUCCAAGGUACAAAAAAUUAGUUGUAACUUUACCAGUAAUUCGGUCAUUGGUACCAGUAAGUGACACCGAUAAAGCAGAUAGUGGAGUUGACAGUGAUCAAAACAGUGCUACGUUAAUAUCCAAGGAUAAUGUCCACGAAAAAAUUGUAUCUAGUAAAAAAAUAGAAUUAGUGAAAGAGUACGAAAAUGAGUACGAAAAUAUAGAAUUGGAUAAAAAAAGUGAAGUAAUAGAUAAGUGUGAAGAUACUGCUUUACGGACUAGUACUAAGACAGAAAUCAUUGAUAUAUUUAUGAAUCCUAAUAUUAAGUACAAUCUUCCUGCUUAUACUUGUAAUAUUUAUAAUAAUCAAUUAGCCGUUAUUAUUAAUGUAAAAAACGUGAAUCCAGAUGCAAUUCUGCAUAAAAUUUUAGAUAAUAAUGUAGGCAUACAUAUCUUGCUAACAUCUAUGGGUGCUGGAUUUUUUCCACAACAUUAUUCAUUGUGUCUUAAGAUAGGAAAUGGCUGUAUUGAACCAGAAACUCUUACAAUUGAACCAUGGGACAAUAACGUUAUUUUUAACAUCACAAUGAAGGAUAUUGAGAAUGUAACACAAUAUUUUGUUGGAAUAGAUACAGAAUUUAUGGAAGGGAAAGAUCUUCCUACAGUAGGGUCAUUUACGAGCAAAUUUAAAGAAUUAAUGUCCUCUCCAGAAGCUGAGCCUCAGGUAGAAAGGCAAAUAUCCGUACAAUCGCAAGACGAUGGUAUUGUUAUAAAUAUUAGUCCAAAUCAGCAGGAUUCUGAUGACGAAGAAGAGCAUGAGGAAAAUGCAAGAGUUAUGAAAUGGCGACAAGAGAAAAAGCACAUUGAGAAAGUUAGAUCAGUUUCAGAAAGCAGCGGAGAUGAAUUGGCAAGCAAUAGCAGCAAUGGCAGUGUGAGACAUUCGAAAGGAAUAUUAAAGUCACGUCGCGCUCGCGAUUUUUCACGUUCCAUGUCCGAAUCCAGUGCCGACGAAAACAGUCUACCUGCAUCAUGUACAGAUUAUCAGUAUGAUGAUCAUUACGAUUCCAUACAUGAUAUUAAUUCUGAAUCAGAUUGUUCCAGUUUGAAAAAGACUGUACGAUUUAAUGAUGUUGUUUCACGGCAGUUAUUUAGAUCUAAUUCGAGUAUUCUUGGGCAGCGAAAGAAGAACCAACGUAAACUGCGCAAUAAGAAACGCGCGCAUGAUCGCCGACUAAGCGAAAGUGAGAAUUCUGAAACCGAAGAGCGUGACAAAUAUAAAGUAGAUUAUAAGCGGCCUCCGAAUGAGGAAACUUCCGAGAACGUAAAACCCAUACUUGCACGAGAUAAACGAGAUUCGCAACAACAAAAAACCGCCAAUAUUGAAAUCGUGAAAUCGAAUGCUGACGAUAAACAUUCUUUACAUAAGCGUAAUUCUAGCUUUGAGGAAAAACUCACCGAAGAUGUUCAAGCCGAUACUUCGAUUAAAACGGCAAAAGAUGAAGUUCAAUUGGAAUUUAAAAAUGAUCUGAUAUUUGAUCUCGACAUGUAAAGACGUGAA